AUGGUUCAUCAGCGUGGUUUACUAGAUCUUCCUGCCGAGCUGCAAGUACAUAUCGCCGCAUACCUUGUGGCCGGCGUCGAGUACGCUGAAUCUGCACCGAAUCUACUCCAUCUAGCACUCACCUGUCGUCGAUUGGCACCAGUCGUGCGGGAAGUGCUUUGUUUAGCUCCAGUCUUGCAGUCCAGCAAAGCCCACCUACUGCUCUACUUCUUGUUCAAGUAUCCCAACUUGGCAAAGACGAUCAAAAGCCUAACAAUCGAAACCAGGGAAACGUGGGAAGCAAAGACAUAUCCGGUACCUAUUCCUCGUCUUGAGCCAGACGUACUGGACCACUGCAAGCGACACCUCAGAACCCUGCCCAUCCGCAAGUGGACCCAGGACACCAUAAUCGCCUCGCUGGACGCAGCUCAUUUCAAAGACCAUGGGCUCCUACUCAGUCUUAUCCUGACACUGGUCCCAGGGCUCAAAAAGCUAUACCUUGGCGGUUCCAUACUCCUCAACUUCCCCAUCUUCCACGCCAUGAUCUUCAGCGAGCCCGAGGCUCCAACAAAGCCCGACUGGACCGAAGGUCCAGAUUUGAGCUGGGUCGUGGCACUAAUCGGACCCAAGCUCACCGCGCUGGAACUCCCCAUAGACUUCCGUCGCACGGUGGAAGACAGCAUAUGGUGGCCGUCGAGCAUAUCGCAGAUACCCGAGUUCUUCCCCAAUCUGCGCUGGCUAAGUCUUCCGCACAUGGCAGCCACCAAGAGAGCGAGGGGGUCAUGUUGCGACAUGAUUCCGCGCAGUCUCGAGGCCUUAGUUCUGACAGACGCCCGAUGCACCUGUUUCGAGCCGUGGUCCACAAGGCUUGUGGACGAGGCGACGGCGACAUCGCUGUUUCCCGCUCUCGCGAGAAUUUCACUAUACCACCGCUACGCCACCGCGCCCACGCACGACACCGUCACCACAUCACUCGCACACGCGGGUAUCGAGGUACGCGAGUACGUCCCAGACUGCUGUCUGCGAUCCGGCGCCGAGUUCCACCACCCGUGGAAGUACACGCCAGCCGAACUCGAUGCGCUGUCGGAUGCUCGCCACGCCGGCUACGCGGUUGAGCGGGAUCGAGCCGCAUUACAAUGCGGCAGUGAUGAAGAGUAG
Messenger RNA from Ascochyta rabiei, 1137 nucleotides. RefSeq lists its product as uncharacterized. NCBI's taxonomy places the organism in Eukaryota, Fungi, Ascomycota, Dothideomycetes, Pleosporales, Didymellaceae. Bases 1 to 1137 code for a protein of 378 amino acids. The transcript has a single exon. The record is from RefSeq and is a predicted model, not a curated record.